UGAUCAGUGCAAGUCUGUCAACGCAAAACGCGAGUUCAUCAUCAAUCAACUCACCGAGCUUUUUUCGUGCCAAGUCAAUCCUUUACUCAAAGCAAAUAUGAAAUUCUUGCUAAUGACCGUUUUCGUCUGCCUGGCAGUUUGCUUCAUGGUCAGCCACGCCGUGCCUGUGGAGGAGUCUAUCCCCGAGGGCAUCGAAGGCUAUGGCAACGAGCCUGUCCACCCCGCUGACGAUCAGUCCUUCCUGCUCAAGAUCAAGCUGCUCAAGAAACUUUUCCUGCUGGGCUAGAUGCAUGCCUUAUAUAAUAAGUUCAUGAACA
This is a messenger RNA of Drosophila busckii, 317 nucleotides long. RefSeq lists its product as uncharacterized. NCBI's taxonomy places the organism in Eukaryota, Metazoa, Arthropoda, Insecta, Diptera, Drosophilidae. The record is from RefSeq and is a predicted model, not a curated record. Bases 98 to 286 code for a protein of 62 amino acids. The transcript has 2 exons.